AUGGAUGGAAGUAGUAAAGGCAACACGAAAAAUGAGGAGAGUAACGACAAUGAGAAAAAUAACAAGGAGGAGAAUAAAAUAGAUAUGGGGGGAUUUCAAUUCUUUGCUAAUACCUGCGAAGAGAAGUUAAAACUUUUUUUGGAAAAUUAUUUCAGCGCGAAAAGCACCGCGGAUUUAACCUUCAAAGCGGAAAAUCAGGUGGUGGGCAUCCCCACAGGGGGGAGUGCUGAAACCAAUGGCGAAGAAGAUAGAAAGGAAGAAGAUACAAAUUGUAGCCUUAAUGACCAUUUGGCAAAUGACUCCUCCAACGAUAACGAAGAUGAACAGGAAAAUUACUUUGAAAAGAAUCCCCCCGUGAAAAGCAAUUACGACAAAAUGGCCAUCAACCUGGUGGACGAGGUGCAGCAGUUCAUAAAGCCCUACGUCAGUGAGCGCCACAAAAUUGUCAUCCAAGGAAUUAUCGGGGAGAACAAGAAGCAGGGGAUUCACGUUGCCUCCAAGUCCCUCUGGAACGUCGAGACAGAUAACUAUAUUUCGGCGAAGUACGUCAACGAUUUCAUUUUUGUCACCGUGAUGGUCUUCCUUUUGUAUAACGAGUGA
Messenger RNA from Plasmodium inui San Antonio 1, 600 nucleotides. RefSeq lists its product as hypothetical. Gene Ontology annotation, molecular function: dynein intermediate chain binding. The record is from RefSeq and is a predicted model, not a curated record. The transcript is spliced from 2 exons. Gene Ontology annotation, biological process: microtubule-based movement. The coding region runs from base 1 to 600 and encodes 199 amino acids. Gene Ontology annotation, cellular component: cytoplasmic dynein complex; cytoplasm. Lineage: Eukaryota; Apicomplexa; Aconoidasida; Haemosporida; Plasmodiidae.